Molecule: messenger RNA, 3714 nt
Organism: Stegastes partitus (bicolor damselfish)
Lineage: Eukaryota; Metazoa; Chordata; Actinopteri; Pomacentridae
Gene: kcnt2b
Product: potassium sodium-activated channel subfamily T member 2b
Exons: 30
Coding region: 1-3714 (1237 amino acids)
Biological process (GO): potassium ion transmembrane transport
Cellular component (GO): plasma membrane
Molecular function (GO): intracellular sodium-activated potassium channel activity; outward rectifier potassium channel activity
Source: RefSeq, a predicted model, not a curated record
AUGGUCGAACUGGAGAAGGAGGUGCUCCCGCUGCCCCCUCGGUACCGGUUCCGAGACCUGUUGCUCGGGGACUGGCAGACCGACGACAGGGUGCAGGUAGAGUUCUAUGUGAAUGAGAACACCUUCAAGGAGCGCCUCAAGCUGUUCUUCAUCAAAAACCAAAGAUCCAGUCUGCGAGUGCGAAUGUUUAACUUUGCUCUGAAAGUGCUGAGCUGCCUCCUCUACAUCGUCAGAGUCCUGCUAGACAACCCGCAAGAGGAAAGACAGGACUGUGUGAGCGGGAUUAACUGCACCAAACAAAACACAUCAUCCCGUCCCUGGAGUGAAUUUGACUGGAAACUGAUCAUCUGGGUUGAUAGACCUCUACCGCUGUGGGGACUGCAGGUGCUUGUGGCUUUCAUCAGCUUUUCAGAAACUAUGUUGCUGGUGUAUCUAAGCUACAAGGGCAACGUAUGGGAGCAAGUAUUACGUGUCCCCUUCAUUCUGGAGAUGAUCAGCGCUGUUCCCUUCAUGAUCACUGUGAUUUUGCCCUCCUUCAGAAAUCUCUUCAUCCCUGUAUUUCUCAAUUGCUGGCUGGCCAAGCACGCUUUGGAGAACAUGAUAAAUGAUCUCCACAGGGCAAUCCAGCGGACACACUCAGCCAUGUUUAACCAGGUGGUGAUACUUAUCAGCACACUGGUCUGUCUCAUGUUUACGUGCAUCUGCGGCAUUCAACACCUCGAACGAGCGGGCAACAAUCUGACCCUGUUUGACUCGCUCUACUUCUGCGUAGUCACCUUCUCCACCGUGGGUUUCGGAGAUGUCACCCCUCAGAUCUGGCCUUCGCAGCUCCUCGUUGUCAUCAUGAUCUUUGUGGCACUUAUUGUGCUUCCCAUCCAGUUUGAGCAGCUGGCCUUUCUGUGGAUGGAGCGACAGAAGUCUGGGGGGAACUACAGCCGUUACAGGGCACAGACGGAGAAACACGUGGUGCUGUGUGUCAGCUGUCUCAAGAUCGAUCUCCUCAUGGACUUCCUCAAUGAGUUCUUCGCUCACCCUCGGCUGCAGGACUACUACGUAGUGAUCCUUUGCCCAGCAGAGAUGGAUGUCCAGGUUAGAAGGGUCCUGCAUGUUCCUCUGUGGGCCCAGAGAGUCAUCUACCUGCAGGGCUCAGCCCUCAAAGACCAGGACCUGAUGAGGGCCAAGAUGGACGAUGCUGAGGCCUGCUUUAUCCUCAGUAACCGGUUUGAAGUGGAUCGCAUUGCUGCUGAUCAUCAGACAAUCCUCAGAGCUUGGGCAGUGAAAGACUUUGCUCCAAACUGCCCCCUGUACGUCCAGAUUCUCAAGCCAGAGAACAAGUUUCAUGUGAAAUUUGCAGAUCAUGUGGUGUGUGAAGAAGAGUUUAAGUAUGCUAUGCUGGCCUUAAACUGUGUGUGCCCUGGUACCUCAACUCUCAUCACUCUAUUGAUCCACUCCUCUAGAGGACAAACGGCACCCCAAGAGGCCUUUAAGCAGCGUGUAGGAGCAUUUCAAGCCCUCAAUAGGGAGGGCGGCGCGUGUUCAGCGGACCAAUGGCACCGGACCUACCGGCGCUGCUCAGCCAACGAGGUGCAUCACAUUCGACUGGAAGAAAGUAAAUUCUUUGGGGAAUACCAGGGCAAGAGUUUCACGUUUGCCUCCUUUCAUGCUCACAAAAAGUAUGGAGUAUGUUUGAUUGGAGUGCGCAGACUGGACACCACCAACAUCCUGCUGAACCCUGGUCCAUGCCACAUCAUGGGGGCCUCUGACACAUGCUUUUACAUCAAUAUCUCGAAAGAGGAGAACUCAGCAUUUGUCAGGGGCCAGAGGGAACCGUCGUGGGGCGGCACAGGCGGAAAUGCCAGGGGAGUGCACCAAACCAUCUACCACGGACUCACCCGCCUGCCAGUCCACAGUAUCAUCGCCAGCAUGGGCACAGUUGCCAUCGACCUGCAGGAUUCCAGCGACAGCAGCCCAGAAGGCCAGGAUCCAGGAGGCACAGGGCUGGGCAGUGGGAGAGGAAGCAGGAGCAGCUCCAGGACAGAGAUGGGAGGUGCCAACACCUUGGCUCUGCCUGCCAUGGGAGACUCAGCAGAAGAGAGACGGCACAGCAUUGCCCCCGUCCUGGAGCUGGUGGACGGUGUCAACAACCCCACAUUUGACCUGCUGGGAGACCAGUCAGAGGACGAGGGAGGAGAGGAGGGCAAGGAGGACAGCGACAAAGAUGAGAGCGCCCACUGGUGGGGUCGACACUGCGAGUGGGUGAAGGGUUACCCGCUAAAUUCUCCAUACAUCGGUAGCUCACCCGCACUGUGCCACCUUCUACAAGAAAAGAUGCCUUUCUGCUGCCUGCGCAUGGACAAGGCUUGUCACCACAUUCCUUUUGAGGAUGCCCGCUCCUAUGGCUUCAAAAACAAACUGAUCAUUGUGUCUGCGGAGAGUGCAGGGAACGGUCUUUACAACUUCAUCGUGCCUCUACGGGCCUACUACCGACCAAGGAAGGAGCUCAACCCCAUCGUGCUGCUGCUGGAGAGCAUACCUGAAGCAGACUUCCUGGAGGCAAUUUGUUGGUUCCCCAUGGUGUUCUACACAGUGGGCUCCAUCGACAAUCUGGACAGUUUGCUGCGAUGUGGAGUCACAUUCGCUGGCACCAUGGUGGUGGUUGACAAGGAGAGCUCCAUGAUUGCGGAGGAGGACUAUAUGGCUGAUGCAAAGACCAUCGUCAACGUCCAGACCUUGUUCAGACUGUUUCCAGCUCUUAGUAUCAUCACAGAGCUCACACAUCCAGCCAACAUGCGCUUCAUGCAGUUCAAAGUCAAAGACCACUACUCCCUAGCUCUGUCCAAACUGGAAAAGAAGGAAAGGGAAAAGGGGUCCAACCUGGUCUUUAUGUUCCGCCUGCCCUUCGCUGCUGGGAAGGUUUUCAGCGUUAGCAUGCUGGAUACUCUCCUCUACCAGUCAUUUGUGAAGGACUACAUGAUCUCCAUCACCAGGCUGCUGCUUGGUUUGGACUCCAUGCCCGGCUCAGGUUUCCUCUGUGCUAUGAGAAUCACAGAAGAUGACUUGUGGAUCCGCACCUAUGGCAGGCUCUACCAGAAAUUAUGCUCCUCCACUGGAGACAUCCCCAUAGGCAUCUACCGUACAGAAGCCCACAAGCUUCCAGUCUCUGAGUCCCAGGUAUCCAUCACAGUUGAAGACUACGAGGACACCAGAGAACCCAGAGAGCCCCUUCUGUCCCGGACCAGCACCCAUCGUAACUCCACCUCCUCGGAGCCCAUCUCCACCUCUUCCCACUCGUCAGACCACCCGCUGCUGAGGAGGAAGAGCAUGCAGUGGGCACGGCGGCUGAGCAGGAAGGGGGGUCGGAGCUCCAGUGGGGCCAAAGGGGGUCCGGGCAGCGCGGCAGAGAGGAUCAGCCAGCAGAGACUGACCCUGUUCAGGCGCUCAGAGAGGCAGGAACUCAACGCCCUGGUGCGAACAAGGAUGAAGCAUUUGGGCCUUUCUCCAACUGGAUUCAAUGGGAUGACAGACCAAGGGAACAGACUGUCGUACAUCCUCAUCAACCCUUCUCCAGACACCAGACUGGAGCUGCAUGAUGUUGUGUACCUGAUCAGACCGGACCCCCUGUCCCUGGUACCCAAUCAGGGGAGUAGCAGGAAGUGCAGCGCCGGGCUCUCAGAGAGCCACAGGUUCGAUACACAGGACAGCACCCAUCUGUGA